AUGGGGCUACUGGCCACACUUCUCCUCCUGCAGUGGAUAAAUUCUUAUCAGUUAGACAGUCUACAGCCUCUAAAGCGAACAAAAAGGACCUGGGUUAUCACCACCAUUAAUGUUCAAGAGGAGGACAAAGGACCAUUCCCAAAAUAUGCUGGACAGCUGUUUAAUAACAAAGCAUUUAAUAUGUCAGUAAAAUAUUUAAUCAGUGGACCUGGUGUAGAUGAAUCUCCAGAGAUUGGAUUGUUUUCUAUAGAAGAUGAUGCAAAUGGACAUGUGUAUGUGCAUCGGACCAUUGACAGAGAAAAGACCCCAACUUUUCAGAUACGUUUCGAUAUUGCGUACAGAGAGACUGGUCAACUAUUGGACCACCCUUUAUUUUUCAAGAUAAAGGUUAAAGAUAUUAAUGACAAUGCACCUGAGUUUCUCAAGGAGGAAUACAGUGUUACAAUAAGAGAGAACCACAGUAAAGAUGAGCCAGUUUUCCAAGCGACUGCCUUGGACAAAGAUGAAGUUGGCACUGCAAAUUCUCAGGUGUCCUAUUCUUUAAAUAUGCAAAUGCCCCUUCUAGAUGGAUUCACUUUUAAUAUUGAUGCUACCACAGGAUCAAUACUUCUGUCAGGAUGCCUGGAUUAUAAGGCUGCUAACUCUUUCAAACUUCUGAUUAAAGCCAGUGACCAUGGAACUCCCCAGCUGUCAUCUACUGCAACAGUGAAUAUAGCUGUUGAAGAUGCAAACAACCACCUCCCUGUAUUUACUAGUGAUAAUUACCAGCUACAGAUUUCAGCAGGUCAAGAACAUCCAGCUGUAUUACGUCUCCAAGUGAAAGAUGAAGACUCCCGCAACACUCCAGCUUGGAGAGCAAAAUACAGAGUAAUUAAAGGCAAUGAGAAGAAGCAGUUCACCAUUGAGACAGAUCCUGACACAAAUGAAGGGAUUUUGGGUAUUAUUGAGCCUCUCGACUAUGAAGGUGACUCUGAGAUUAGACUUGUAAUUUCUGUAGCAAAUGAAGAACCUUUCUUCUUGUGUAAAAACGGCAUUGUGACAACCUCAAGCCUAGCAUCCAUGAACACAACUGUGAACAUCAAGGUCUUACAGUCACAACGUGCUCCUAGGUUUCACCCUCCUAUCCUUAUUGUCCAAAAAGAAGAUUCAAUGAAGCCUGGGAAAUUAUUUAGAAGAUAUCCUGCCACAUAUCCAGAUGAUGUGCCAAGUAAGAUAAAAUAUGAACUAGCCCUUGACCCAGAUGGUUGGCUGAGUGUGGAUGAGAAUUCUGGAGUUCUUACUGUGGUGAAAGAAUUUGAUCAAGAAUCCCCUUAUGUGAACAACAGCCUGUAUACCAUUAUCGUUCAUGCUAUUGGUCAUGGCAUUCCACCACAGACUGGUACUGGCACCAUCCUGCUUUACUUGUCUGAUGUUAAUGAUUAUAUGCCAAAAUUAGUGGCUCCUUCUUUAGACAUGUGUGAUCAAAAACAAAGGACACUUCUUAUAAAAGCUAAGCCUGCUUCAAUCCAUUCACAUUCUGGGCCAUUUACAUUUGAGCUGGCUGAGGACUCUGAAGAUGUGAAACGUAACUGGAAAUUAGGAAGGAACUUUGGGGAGUCAGUUGAACUUUUAAUGUUAAGAAGUCUCCCACAAGGAAGCUACUUGGUGCCCAUUAUUAUUCAGGACAGGCAAGGAUUUUCUGUAAGGCACAAUCAGCGUAUUAGGCUCUGCUAUUGCCCAGAUGGACAUACAUGUCAAGAUUCACUACUCCCACAAGCAACAGUGAAACUUGGAGGUGGUGCCAUUGCAGUGAUACUAAUGGCUUUCUUAUUACUACUGGUUUGCUAUAUUCUACUUUGCCAGUGUUAUGUGUCAGGAUCUAAAAGUAAAGCUGUUGUUCUACCUCAAGAAGGUGAACAGACUUUAAUCAAGUACAAUGAAGAGAGAAGAAUGUCUUUAUCUGAAGCUAAGAUGGAUAUCACAGAUCAUGCUGCUCUACCACCUGUGUCUGUGGAGGCUGAAAAAAAAGUGACUGCUGAGGCUGGCCUGUCUGCUAGGUAUGAGAAAUCCCAAGUAAGACACUUUGAUCGCAUCAUACAGACAGUGGACAAAAUACUGGGUCAGAAACUGUACAGCCAAAACACGCUGGAAGAUUACGGGGUCAUCUGUGAACCUUGCAGAUAUGCUGAAGAAGGAGAACUUGAGGGAAGUAGCUCCUUCAGCUCUGUCUCCAUUGGCAGUGAGGACUUGCCUGUUGAUUUUUUGAGCACUCUGGGACCAAAGUUUUCUGCUCUGGAGGAAAUUUGUCAGAAGCGAUGCUGA
Messenger RNA from Colius striatus (speckled mousebird), 2301 nucleotides. RefSeq names its product cadherin 26 (gene CDH26). Gene Ontology annotation, cellular component: plasma membrane; catenin complex; adherens junction. The record is from RefSeq and is a predicted model, not a curated record. The transcript is spliced from 15 exons. Gene Ontology annotation, molecular function: calcium ion binding; cadherin binding. Gene Ontology annotation, biological process: homophilic cell-cell adhesion; adherens junction organization; cell morphogenesis. NCBI's taxonomy places the organism in Eukaryota, Metazoa, Chordata, Aves, Coliiformes, Coliidae. The coding region runs from base 1 to 2301 and encodes 766 amino acids.